Messenger RNA from Exophiala mesophila, 4067 nucleotides. RefSeq lists its product as uncharacterized. The record is from RefSeq and is a predicted model, not a curated record. Bases 170 to 3661 code for a protein of 1163 amino acids. NCBI's taxonomy places the organism in Eukaryota, Fungi, Ascomycota, Eurotiomycetes, Chaetothyriales, Herpotrichiellaceae. The transcript has a single exon.
GGACCGGCCAUAACCGAUACCAUUUACAGUGUUUUGUUUUCCAUCAGACUUACAAACCUAUUACACAGUCGAGUCAUACCUCCCAGCAUCCAUGUCGCAAAAACUUCAUGCCCAGGCUAAAUAGCAUGUCACAAACAACAUUCCAUUCACUGAUGCAGCAAGACGCGCCAUGGCUCGAGACAAAGAAAACAAUCCAUUACCCUCCCCUCAAUCCCGUGGCCCUGUCGCGUCCAUGACAAGACAUCUACCAAGCGACGACUUCUUCACUGACAGUGUCCUCGAAAACUCGUCCAUUCCAUCUCCCAGCCCGCACAAGCUCUCUCAAGUCAAGCCGCGACGCGCCGUCGCUUCCAAAGUCCUCCAAGCUGCGAGGAAUCCCCAAAACCUCCAUAAAGCCAGACCAUCUGGUUUGCCGACACUCUCUUCGAACCCGAAUCGUCACCUCCAGACAACAUCUUCACCGCCACGGAAAAAGAGUCCUAGUCGUUUGAUCACCAAUGGGUUUUCCACCCCACCCCGAUCUAAGUCUCUGUCUACUCCCGCCGACUUCUCCAGUCCCCCAGGUGGCAUCAGUGACGUAUACGAGCGGAUUGAAGCAGAAGAAGAUCUCGCAGCGACCGAGAGAGAGCCCGACAGUGACCAAGAUGACAUGAUCGACGAUCUACAAUACACCUCAGAACUGGAUGUUGACUUGCCCCCGCAUACAAACGACACCAACACAGAUGCGCUGCAGCUUCCACCCCCACCUGAUACCACUACACCUAUUGAAGACCUUCCUGAUAAUGAUGACAAGGAGAAUGACACCAAUGACCCCCGCGAAAGCCUAUCCGAGCACACCACUCUGGAUUUCCUGAAAAACGAGAUGACAGACAGGGUUCUGGCGGCCAAGUUGACCCCUCGUGUGGUGGAUCGUGCCAAAGACAAGGCAAGGCUGGAAAAGUUGAAGCAGUCCCAUAUUCCCAUUGACUUCAAAGCCAAUGGUUCACGUUCCAAUGGCGCCACUCCAAAUGGGCGGCUGUACGAGCGCAAUACCCUUCCCGGCCUGUCAAGAGGGCCAGUCUCGUUUAAUGUGGCACCAAACUCCCGCUCAGUUGGAUUGUCCAAGACUCUCUCGAACACUAGCGAAGAAUCGACUCCACAAAAGAAGAUUCGAGCAUUCAGUAAAUCUACCAGACCCCUUAUGGAACGAUAUGGCGCCAGCGACGAUGACAACGAACUUCCCCCAGCUCUACAGACCAAGGUCAAAGCUUUCAGCAAGGCAUCACGGCCGGUCAGACAACAUGAGGACGACCAACUUCCAGAAGACAAUCUUCCAGAUUCCAACCCAAGGCUGGUUGCUUUCUCUCGUGCGGAUCGGCCAUCUAGCCACAUUAGAUCUCACAGCGAGGAGCCGCCAAAUAAUCACCACGAUGAGCCAAGACCUGAAGAUACUGUAACUUCGGUUGGGUCUGAGCCACUGCCUAGUGCGAAUCCCAGAUCUCCAGAAAACAUUGCGAUGUCUCGAUCGUUCCUGGCCAAAUGGCGUCAGAGCGCUGCUGAACGGCGAACCGAAAAGGCCGAAUCUAUUGCUAGUGACGAUGGUUCACAGGUUGAUUGGCUCGCAGCCAGCGCUGACGUCCCCUUGCCUUCCGUCGAGGAUAGUAUCACUCCGCGCGAAAGACCCAAGUUCGGCUGGUCCGCGUCUGCGAAAAACGCCUCAUCUCUUGAGAAGAACCGGAAGUGGGAGAAUGAUUUCACUGGCCUUUCAUUCCAAGUCUCAGAGAGCCCUCCUGUUAAAAGCAGACCGCAGCUCAUUGAAUCACCAAGAGAGAAGGAAAUCGAAAGAUUGGCCCAGCAAGGCGUUACAACAAGUCGACUAGGGGAAAUUCAGCAAAAAGAUCCCAAUGUUUUGGUGCGGAAACCUUCUCGAUCGUUCACCCCAGAGGAGAAGCGUCACACUCCUGCCAAAGCCGACGAGAACAAUCCACAAAUGCAGAUUGACAAAAACUCCAAGCCAGAAAAGCAACCGGAAAGCCCUGCAGGGCUUCCUUUGUCGUCUGAUAAUAUCAGUGACCGCUUGAAGUCUUCGCAGAGGCAGAGUUCAGGGUCUUCGAGCUCAUUGGAACAUCUGCAACGAUUGGCAAGGGCGGUGAGCACUACCCCCAAAGGUAGUCCACCGUCACAAGACAAGUUCGACGAUUUGCUCAGGUCUGGCGACAAAGAUAAACCCUCUGAUAAGUUCGGAGCUGAUCGAGCGAAGCCAAAUUCUUCGCCUAAUGGCAUGAAUGGAACAAGCAACCCUGUUGUGCCCGUCGUUGCUGAGACGCCCAGAGUGGCGGGAGCCUGGACUGACACGAUUCUGCCCGAUACUGUCAAGCCCCAAAACCAGAAGGCUAAAGCGCCAAUCUUUGCCCAAACUCCUCAAGUCAACGCCGGUGGUUGGAUAGAUACACCACUUCCUGGUGAUGAUCGUUUACCACCAAUUCCAAUCCCAACCAUUAUCGAGGAGGAAACCGAAGAGUUGUCAAAUGUUGUACUGGCCAACAGUGAAAAUGAAGAGAGAGACCACGAAGAGGAGAUCAAGGCCCUCGAAUCUGAGGUGGCGACACCGGUAGAGACCAACGCAAUCAACACCGAGCCCAUCAGCGAAAAAUUGGUGCAGAUCCCCCGGAGUGCCCUUAGCAAUAUUCUGGAGGAACAGAAACAGAAAAGACUGGAAUCUUCUGAGAAUGUUGAGGGCAAAGAUGACACAUUCAAUCUGGGCGAUGCCACGAUUCAAUCCAUCGAAGAUUUUAUGGUCGAUGCAGCCGAUCUCACAGCUGACUUGACUACUCGCAUCAGAGCCGGAGCCCAAGACGAGGUCGACAGACUGAGGCAAGAAAGUGGUCACGCGGACAACACCGAGGUCUUCCUGGCGAGCCAGCUAACAUCUCGCAUGGAACGAUUGAUGACGAAUCUUCAUGAAGCAAGGAAAGGCAUUUCUCGAUUAGAACAGAAAGUCUCGCAUCCAUCCAGCGAUGAGAUGGUGUUACUCCAAGGCAGUGGUAUUCAAGGCACGGUGCAGAUGUGCAGUGUAUGCGGCCAAACCGCCGAACCACAUUCCCACAACUACUCGAAGCUGAACUCAUGGAUGCCCAUGACAUAUUCAGUCGCGAUCAUUUCUGUCCCGUUACUCUUCUAUCCACGACGAAAGAACCAACACCAAAAACUCCAGUGGCUACCUCGACCCACUCCACUCGGCUGGCUCACCAUCAUCGGGUGGAUCUGGAUUCUCCUGGAAUUCUCCAUGUGCGAACUGUACAGCCAUCCAACAUAUGCCGACUACUAUGUCUGGCCCACAGAAUCCGAGCCGGAAUUCCCCAUGGUGUUACCAACCAUGAUCUACCGAUGGACUCGAUUUGACCGCCUCGCUCCUGGGGUGUGGAGAAUCCUUGUGGGAUUUUACCGUAUGAUUGGAAUGCUGGUUGGAUUCACCGAUGGAUUUGUCGAUGAACCACGACGAGGAGGAAUAAGCAGGAAUGAUGGCGGCGGUGGUGGCGGAGCCAUGGAAAUCCUGGCAGAUGCGACGAAUGCGGCCUAUCAAGCUGUUAAGAGCAUUGUCCCUUCGGCGGCACUGAAUGGUGCUGGUGGUGGUGAUGGCGCCGCCGCAGACUUGAGUAUGAUGAGUGAUGAAUUUAUAUGAACAGACGACUCUCCCUCUCUCUCUGCAUGUUUUGCAAAUCAAGGAUGUUGGAGUGCUUGGGUUGGUUUGGGACUGGUGGGAUUGUACUACAAAAGGACAAGAUUGUUCGAACAAGGGAUUGCGAGUUCGUUCAAGGAUUACGGUGUAUUGGGUAUGGCAGUUGUCCAGUUUCAGCAAUCAUCAAUCAGCAUGGCGUCAAGGUGAAGAAUUUGAUGGAUGGAUUCACCCUACUUGAGAGAGAAUGACCAGCCAGUGAGUGAGUGAAUGUCGAGCAACUCUCCCUCUUCUGCCAACUCCGAGUUGGGGUCAGGUUGAACUGAUAGAGGAGCGAAUGUCAUGUACUUGUGAACGUCAAGGUAGCUUUAGGCUCUCCUCCUCUGUAUAUCAAAGUGCUUUGGGGAUCUGG